CAGCCACCCUCCUCCCGCGGGCUUCUUCUUACGACUUUUCUUUUGUUGUUGCUGUGACCCGGGUCUGUUUUCUCGUCUGCUGUUUAAGGUGUUUUCCUGCUGCACCGGCUCUCCGCCCUCCACCUCCUUCCCUGUGGUUUAACCUUCCUCUUUCCCCGUGUGUUUUCUGCACGGUGAACUACAUGGAGAUUUGCAUUUCUCCCCCGCUCCGCUCUUCUCCACUCCGAACCCUUGCCCCCCACUCCUUAGGGGAAAAAAAAAAACCCAAAACAAAAAACCCAACCUUGCAAACCCUCUCUGGACCCCGCGGUAGCAAGACUAUGAAGGGGUUGAUUUGUGGGGUGGGAGUCGCUGGCCCAUUGCGGUGCUUGGGACUCAUUAAACUGUCACUCACCCCCCACCCCACUGGGUAAAUGGGGUGAUUAAUGUCUGAUAUAUUGGAAUGGGGCGAGGGCAUUUGUGGAGAAUAGAUUGUGUGGCUGAGGAGGAAUGCAGCUCCGAAGAGUGCCGCCUCGAACAGGCGUUCGUCAUUAUGUCAUUCACCGCGAAGUUAGAGAAAGUUAGGUUUGUGACUUUGGCAAAGUGAGGACUGGACAGAGACGUUGGUUUUUGUUACUCUCUAACUCGGCCGCGGUUUCCUGAUGAGGACGGAGGGCUGAUCACCAGGGCUGCAACACUCGCGCCUCGGGCCUUUUCUACGCCUCACCGUCCCCAGAGUCUGUGGAGAUGUAUCUGACAUUCACAGAUGUCGCAGCACCUUGCAGGGCGCUGGUCAGCCCAGCCUGGGGUUACGUGAGGAUUUCAUCAGCCAUUAGAAAAGACCCACAAAGUCGAGCUAAAAGUUCCCAAACUUAGGAGAUCUGCGCCCCCCCCCCCCCUUCUUACUGAAAGCUGAAAGGUUUUCCUGAGAUUGUGAAACAUUACAGAGCGACCCAAAAAAAGAUUGUUAUGGGACACAGAUCAAGGGGAAGACAAAGUUCUGCUUUUUUCUGAGGGGAGGGUCAGAUCAGAUAGGCAGGUGCAGCGCUCAUUUUAAGUGGCCGUAGCAGGUUUUAUCAGUUUAUUAAUUUGUCUCAUGGAGCUGAAGUUCUUUCCAGGAUUUCAGAAAGUGCAGUUUCACCUUGUUGAUACCGAGAGCCGAUAUUUGCAUGAAGUGGUAGUGUGAGAGAUUUUAUCGAGAAGUAGUAGGAGACAAAACAGUUAAAAUGAGAGUGAAAUCGUAAGGUGAACCGGGCCGGAGUAAUAGUUCUGUCUCGUCUUCCAGCAUUCUGAGACACGUAUGCAAUUAUCUGGGCAGAAAAGAAAAAAAAAAAAAAUGAAAGUACCGUAAUAAUGUCGAAAUGGGACUGGAGAUGUCAAUUGGGUUGGUUUAAAAAUAUCCCCUAAGCUGCCUUUGAAACUAAACGUUGGAGUUGAAUAAAAGUGAAUCUGGAUUUCCUGCAUAGCACCGUGGCUUGAGUGUGCUGUCAGUAUGCAAGCCAGUCCACCAACUUAAGACAGAAGUGUUGCUAUUCCAUAAAUACAGUAGAACUCCAUAUGCUGAGUUUUUCCAUUUCUUUCUGUUAGAAAGUUUGGAAAAAAAGGGAGACUUUGAAGUAUUUUGUUUAUACUAACAGAAGAGAAAAGUUCUCCUAAGAAAAAGCUGGUGGCAGGAGUGUAGAGGAGUAGCAUAUGGCAUUAAAAGGAGCACAGCUGGAGGUAGCAUUUCCAUCUGAACAUGAUGUCAGAGCAGCUGACAGCCUGCCAUCCCUCAGCCUUUUAUUCUAACACACAGACAGGGAGUUAGUGUGUGCGGAUCUGUGGUGGAGAAGGUAUCUUAUUCCUCUCUAACAUCAUCUCCACUUUGCAUCUGUCUCUCUUAGUCUGCUUUUUUUCCACCGAUGUAACAGACCUGGAGCCAGCGAGACUCAGAGGAAAGGACUUAAUCAGGUUUAUGUGUCCUAAAGGUUAUGAAGACAGCAUGGAGUUCCCAGACCACAGUAGACAUCUGCUGCAGUGUCUGAGCGAGCAGCGGCACCAGGGCUUCCUGUGUGACUGCACCGUGCUGGUGGGAGAUGCCCAGUUCCGCGCGCACCGAGCUGUGCUGGCUUCGUGCAGCAUGUACUUCCACCUCUUUUACAAGGACCAGCUGGACAAAAGGGACAUUGUUCAUCUGAACAGCGACAUUGUUACAGCCCCAGCUUUCGCUCUCCUGCUGGAAUUCAUGUAUGAAGGGAAACUCCAGUUCAAAGACUUGCCCAUUGAAGACGUGCUCGCAGCUGCCAGUUAUCUGCACAUGUAUGACAUCGUCAAAGUCUGCAAAAAGAAGCUGAAAGAGAAAGCCACCACGGAGGCGGACAGCACCAAGAAGGAGGAGGACGCCUCCAGUUGCUCGGACAAAGUCGAGAGCCUCUCGGACGGCAGCAGCCACAUGGCCGGCGACCUGCCCAGCGACGAGGACGAGGGCGAAGACGACAAACUGAACCUCCUGCCGGGCAAGAGGGACUUGGCGGCCGAGCCGGGGACCAUGUGGAUGCGCCUGCCCUCGGACUCGGCGGGCCUCCCCCCGGCGGGCGGGGAGCCCGAGCCCCACGGCGCCGCCGCCGCCGCCGCCGCUGCCGCCGCCGCCGCCGCCGCCGCCGCCGCCGGCAAAACAGUGGCCAGUCCGUGCAGCUCCAGCGAGUCUUUGUCCCAGAGGUCUGUCACCUCCGUGAGGGAUUCGGCAGAUGUUGACUGUGUGCUGGACCUGUCUGUCAAGUCCAGCCUGUCAGGAGUUGAAAAUCUGAACAGCUCUUAUUUCUCUUCACAGGACGUGCUGAGAAGCAACCUGGUGCAGGUGAAGGUGGAGAAAGAGGCUUCCUGUGAGGAGAGCGAGGUUGGCGCUAGUGACUAUGACAUGGAACAUAGCGCUGUGAAAGAGGGCGGGAGCACUAACGCCAGGGUACAGUAUGAGCCGGCGCACCUGGCGCCGCUGAGAGAGGACUCGGUGCUGCGGGAGCUCGAGCGCGAGGACAAAGGCAGCGACGACGAGAUGAUGACCCCGGACGCCGAGCGCGGCCCGGUGGAGGGCGGCAUGGAGAGCAGCCUGCUGCCCUACGUGUCCAACAUCCUGAGCCCGGCCGGCCAGAUCUUCAUGUGCCCGCUGUGCAACAAGGUCUUCCCCAGCCCGCACAUCCUGCAGAUCCACCUGAGCACGCACUUCCGCGAGCAGGACGGGCUGCGCAGCAAGCCGGCCGCCGACGUCAACGUGCCCACCUGCUCGCUGUGCGGCAAGACCUUCUCGUGCAUGUACACGCUCAAGCGCCACGAGCGGACCCACUCGGGCGAGAAGCCCUACACGUGCACGCAGUGCGGCAAGAGCUUCCAGUACUCGCACAACCUGAGCCGCCACGCCGUGGUGCACACGCGCGAGAAGCCGCACGCCUGCAAGUGGUGCGAGCGCAGGUUCACGCAGUCGGGGGACCUGUACAGACACAUCCGCAAGUUCCACUGUGAGUUGGUGAACUCGUUGUCGGUCAAAAGCGAAGCCCUGAGCUUGCCCACUGUCAGAGACUGGACCUUAGAAGAUAGCUCGCAAGAACUCUGGAAAUAAUUUUCUAUAUCUAUAUAUAUAUAUAAAUAAUAUAUAUAUAUACAUAUAUAUAUAUAUAUAUAUAUGCGUAUCUAUACAUAGAUCUCUAUCUAGUUGUGGUACGGUCUAAAAGCAGCCUUGUUUCCUGGAACUAAAACGUCGGGGCGUUAACUCGGUUUUGCACUUUAGAGUAGCAUGAGACUCUCACUAAUUUAGCGUUCUGGUAAAAGAGACUUUGGAGCAAGUCCGAGACUAGCGGGGGCUUCUCCUCCGAGGGGGUCGGGGAAGGAAGCCAACGAGGACCUCUGGAACAACUCGUCCUGUCACAGGAUGCUCUCACAGGGCUUGAUUCUGUCGCCACUGCAUUGUCUUCUGAGCGCGCUCUCUCUCUCUCUCUCUCUCUCUCGCUCUUUUUCCACGUUGUUUUGGUUUUGUGUUUCUGUUUUGGUUCGGUUUUUCUGUUCUGUUUUCUUUUUCUUGGCGUCGUCGUCGUCGUCGUCGUCGUCCCCUUUCCUUUUUCAGAGUAGAAAUUCCCUCCAGUUUGAUUAGCCUCUUUAUAGGUCACAAAAUUGCAUGAAUCUUUUCUGGCUGUUGGAAACCUGAAUGCUUUUAGACCCAAAUGGAAAAUUUCUGAAAUGCUGGAUUAUCUAUUUUUAAACAAGCAGUUGACUUAAAACUUUCUGUGGCAACUUCUGGUUUUCUGACGGUUCCCAAUGAGAGAAAUUCUGAACGUACACUGGGAUCACUGGGACGCUGUCUUUGUGAAGGUUUGCUUGGGAUGAAAAGGAUAUUGCAGCUUCAGCAGUGUUGAACUGUGUGUUGAAAAAUGUGAAUUACUGUUCUUGUAUACUGUAACUGAUUACACGGGCUGGGGGGGUGUCAAAGAACUUGACAGGUUGUGUUGAUGCUCUUAGUUGAGUCUUGAAAAGUAAAUAUUAACGCUACAGAAAUGCAUGAGUUUCAAUAUAUUUUUUGUCUUUGUUUGCAUUGUAUAACUUUAACGAGUGAGUUUAAAAUUAUUUAAUUUCCUUAGAAAAAAAAAUAGCACCGUUUGGGGGAAAAAACUGGUGUUAUGAAGAACGUAAAUGCACUGUUUUUAUUUUUAUUUUAUAUAAUUUAAAUUGACUUUCCCACUGUCUUUAAGUUGAAACUGUUAAGCUGAAUACAAACUUAAGCUGCAAAUUGAUAACUUCGCUACAUAACAAGGAAAAUAUAAAUGUUUACAAACGGCUUAAAGAUUUGCAUGUGCAGUGUGCAUUUAUAACAAACUUCUAAUUGCACAAAACCCAUGCCGGCUCAAAAGUUUAGGUGUACACAUUUACCCAGCUGAGCGUUUUUAGAGUAACUACUGCACAAACCGACAAUAGGUCAUUCUCUCUCUUCCUUUUCUUCUUCCUUUUUUUUGGGAGGGGUGGCUCCCCUUCUCUUUUUCUUCCCUGCUCCCUUACCCACCCACCCUCUCUCCCUCCCCCUCCCUGCCUUCAUCCUCCCCAUCCCCCCCCACCCCCGACUCAUGAAAAGAUUCUAUGGACUGAAAAAGCCCCGGGCUGAAAGGACUGGACGGCCUUGAUUGGCGUGGGGAAGGUGGGGAAGGGGGUUAGUAGACUAUGUGUAUCGGGGCAGCAGAGGCUGCAGCCCAACGUGUGGUUUUAAUGACCAGCACGCAGGGCAAAAGCAUUUUGCACAGUGUUUGUUUUCCUGUCUUGCACUUACAAAUAAGGUCUAUGGGAGUAGCAUGGAAAACGUUUGCUGUUUUUCCCUUUUUUUUUUUUAAUUGCUUUUGUUUAAAAUUUGAUCGCCUUAACUACUGUAAACAUAGCCUAUUUUUGUGCUUAAGAUACUGAAUGGAAAACUCCAUUGUGUGUUGCUGGACUGUUUUGGAAAUAUUUGGUCAAAUGUGUGUUAAUUUGGCUGUAAUGGCAUUUAAAGCAAACAAACAAACAAAAAAAAGCUGUGAAAAUGGCCUUGGAGCAUUAUCUUUAGUUACUUGAAGAGUUUCUAGUUUUUUUAAAUACAGUUUAUGUUAAAAUAAUUUUUAUUAAUUUAGAGGAGACAAUCAAUGUCUGAGAAAAACGGACUUUCUUUUGGAUUUUCUUUUUGUGGUCAUUGUGAGUGAUUGCUUUUUCCUUUUAUUAGUUUCACAUUCUUCCUUUGUUCUAAAACUUAGACUGACAUCUAGCUUUGACAAUCAUAGUAUGUUUUAUUUUCCUGAGGGGGGAAUAACUUAUAAUGCUGUUUAGUUUUGUACUAUUGGUGUGUUGGUGAAUUUUUAAACUGUGUGCUAACUGCAAUAAAUUAUAUGAACUGAGAA
Mustela lutreola (European mink) is the source of this 5861-nucleotide messenger RNA. It is a transcript of the gene ZBTB18, whose product is annotated as zinc finger and BTB domain containing 18. NCBI's taxonomy places the organism in Eukaryota, Metazoa, Chordata, Mammalia, Carnivora, Mustelidae. Gene Ontology annotation, cellular component: nucleus. Bases 1934 to 3571 code for a protein of 545 amino acids. The record is from RefSeq and is a predicted model, not a curated record. Gene Ontology annotation, molecular function: protein binding; DNA-binding transcription factor activity, RNA polymerase II-specific; RNA polymerase II cis-regulatory region sequence-specific DNA binding. The transcript has 2 exons. Gene Ontology annotation, biological process: regulation of transcription by RNA polymerase II.